AUGCGGGGGGCCAAGGGGGCGGAGGCGGCAGGGGGCUCAACCCCCUACCUGUCGGUGAUGGACCAGUACGGCUACCAGCUGGGCCGCGUCAUCGGCCAUGGCUCCUACGGCGUUGUGUAUGAGGCCUACUUCGUCAAGCAGAAGACCAAGGUGGCCGUCAAGAUCAUUUCCAAAAAGAAGGCCUCAGAGGACUACCUCAACAAAUUUCUACCCCGCGAAAUCCAGGUGAUGAAGGGGCUGCGCCACAAGCACCUGGUGAUCUUCUACCAGGCCAUUGAGACAACGUCGCGCCACUACAUCGCUAUGGAGCUGGCACCAGGUGGCGAUGUGCUGGAGCGGGUGCAGCGUGUGGGGCCCUGCGCUGAGGGUCUUGCCGGCCGCUGGUUUGCCCAGCUCGUGCUGGCUGUGGCCUACCUGCACAGCAAAAGCAUCGUGCACCGGGACCUGAAGCUGGAGAACCUGCUUCUGGACAAGCAGGAGAACAUCAAGGUGUCAGACUUCGGGUUCGCACGGGCCAUGGGCGGGGGCUCUGGGCUGGUCCUGGCCGGGGACGGGGCUGUGGCCGGGCCAGCGCUCCUGAGCCAGACCUACUGUGGUAGCUUUGCCUACGCCUGCCCUGAAAUCCUGCUGGGGAUGCCCUACGAUCCCUUCCUGGCCGAUGUCUGGAGCCUGGGAGUCAUCCUUUACACACUGCUGGUCGCCCACCUGCCCUUCGAUGACACCAACCUCAAGCGCCUACUGCGUGACACCCAGCGUGAUGUCGUCUUCCCCGCCCAGCCCUCAGUGCCGGAGGACUGCAAGGACCUGAUCCAGCACCUACUGCGGGGAGCAGCCCGGCGCUUCAGCACCUUAGAGCUGCUACAGAGCCCCUGGGUGCUGCGCUUCCAGGUUGAGCGCCCCCCGGCAGAGCUGCAUGCCCUCGAGACCGCCUGGGGAGGCCGGACAGGGGCAGGGGCCAGCGGACCCCCAACAAAAGCCCCCUCAGCUGCUGGGCCGUCUGACAAGAAGAAGGUGGGCUAGUCGGGCCCCUCAAGGCCACCAAUGCUUUUGAGAAAGCCAGCUGGGGGGGAAGACACCCCAAAACUAGCUCUGCCCUCACUGGGGGCCCCAUUGCUGAGGGGAGCCCCCCACUGUGUCACAGCACUGGGAGCCACCACAGAGCCACAGAGAUCCUCACCGAGUUUAUUCAGCCGGCGGGGGGGAGCUUUGGAAUCUCCCCCAGCCUGAACCCCAAUAAACCCACCCAGGAAACAAAGCUCCCCCAACAACGCCUCCGCCCUGCCUCCCCCUCACAAUCAGCACCGAGAGGGGUGCAGGGGAAGCCCCUAUUUAAAGGCAGCAAGGAAAGGGUUAACCUGCAAUACAAGGCCCCUGAGUAGAUGAGGGGGCUAAGAGCAGCCCCCCACAAGUAGUAUGGCCCCUCAUUGUGCCCCCCCACAAAGGCACCUGUAGUGUUCUGGGGACGCAGCCCUCCAGCCUGCGUCCUGCCAGCCUUUCCCAGGAGUGUGUGUAGGGGGGCCCCUCACCCCCAAAGGAAUCAGUCCUAGGGAAUCAUGGGCCUGAGGUCUGGACCCCCACCCCCCUCCACAAGUAUGGGCAACAGGGGACCCCAGCCCUUGCAGCCCAGUCCAGCCCCACAGCUAGGGGGAUUUGUGUGGGGGGGGGAACCUAGGGAACUGGGGAGGGAUCCCUGGCCCCACUUAGAGUUAGUCUCUGGCCCACAGAAAUCUGUAAAGCUCUGUGUAGGUGCACAGGGCUGCGUCCACUUCUGGGGAGGGCGGGGGUGCUGGGAAUAGCCCAGGAGGGGGUGGUUUCCC
Messenger RNA from Alligator sinensis (Chinese alligator), 1817 nucleotides. RefSeq names its product testis specific serine kinase 4 (gene TSSK4). Bases 1 to 1020 code for a protein of 339 amino acids. Lineage: Eukaryota; Metazoa; Chordata; Crocodylia; Alligatoridae. Gene Ontology annotation, cellular component: cytoplasm. The record is from RefSeq and is a predicted model, not a curated record. Gene Ontology annotation, molecular function: protein serine/threonine kinase activity; ATP binding; tau-protein kinase activity. Gene Ontology annotation, biological process: microtubule cytoskeleton organization; intracellular signal transduction; protein phosphorylation. The transcript is spliced from 4 exons.